UUUCAGUCCAAAGAGUUUGAAGAGGAGACACAUGGGCUUGAUUUGCAGAUACUUUCUUUUCCAGAAGCACCCAGAAGAGCUGUUACUUUGAAGCCUAUUAUUAUUUUGUUACUUUUGCCUUGAAUCUGGACACAUUACACAUUUUGACAAAAAAGCUGGUGAAGUGUUUUGUUCCGUCAAAACCACAGGAGAGACCAUCACUGUUUGUGUGAGACUGUGGCCAUGUCGGCUGACAGACUGAGCAACUUGUCAAAGGGGGAGAAGCCAGAGAGCUUGGUGCUGUGUCCUCUGGUCUCAGCAGCUGCCCCUGAGCAGGAGCUGCUGUGUAUCUUUGGGACGGGGGACUUUGGGCGCUCUCUGGGCCAACGUCUGCUCCAGUCUGGCUACAGGGUGGUGUACGGCAGCCGCAGACCUCACAGCUGUGGCCCCUUGCCUCAGGGAGCUCAGGCGACGAGCCACGAGGCAGCAGCCCAGUCAGCUGGUCUGGUCUUAGUUUGUAUUCACAGAGAACACUAUGACUUCCUGGAGACACUUGCACCUCAACUCAAGGGGAAGGUUCUGGUGGACGUCAGCAACAACCUUAAGAAGAAUCUAUACCCAGAGAGCAAUGCUGAGUAUCUGCAGAGUCUGAUCCCUGGAGCUCAUGUGGUGAAGGCUUUUAACACCUUGUCUGCCUGGGCCUUGCAAAAUGGACCCUCAGAUGCCAAUAGACAGGUGUACCUGUGUGGAAACGAUGCCAAGGCGAAGCAGGCGGUAGCAGAGAUGUCCACCAAACUGGGCUUCACUGUUCUGGAUAAAGGGUCUCUGUCAGCAGCCAGAGAGCUGGAGGACUUCCCCCUGCAGCUUUUCCCAGAGUGGAGGCUGCCGCUACGCGUGGCUGUAGGCCUCCUCGCUUUCUUCUUCUUCUACCUGCUCAUUAGAGAUGUCAUCUACGCCUAUGUGGACAAAGGAAAAGACAUCUCCUUCAGAAUCAUGGUGUCCCUGGCCAACAAGGUGUUUCCCAUUGUGUCUCUCAUCAUGUUGUCUCUGUGUUACCUGCCUGGUGUCAUAGCUGCCUUCCUUCAGCUCUACAGAGGAACCAAGUACAGGCGUUUUCCUGACUGGUUGGAUCGCUGGAUGCUGUGCAGGAAACAGCUGGGACUUGUAGCACUUGGUUUGGCGUUUCUACAUGUGCUUUACACUCUCAUAAUCCCCAUAAGAUAUUAUGUGAGAUUCAGAAUUUCUGAGAGUACCAUCUCACAGAUAAAGGAGAACAGAACUUCAGUGUUUGACACCACAACUGCCUGGCGUGCUGACUCUUACUACUCUAUGGGGAUUCUGGGAUUUGGCCUGUAUCUCCUGUUGGGAAUAACCUCUCUCCCCUCCGUCAGCAAUGCUCUCAGCUGGAGAGAGUUCAGCUUCAUACAGUCCAAGCUGGGAUACCUCACAGUGUUCUUCUGCACCUUUCACACCUACCUGUACGGUUGGGACAGGUUCCUGAAAUCCUAUUCCUACAAAUGGUACACUCCUCCAGGCUACUUGCUCUCUCUGGUGGUGCCUUCGGUGUUGAUUGUGCUCAAGCUGCUGCUCCUCCUGCCCUGCGUGGACCGCAGCCUCAUACGCAUUCGACAGGGCUGGGAGAGGAAUGAUCCAGAAGUAGCCAGUGAGAAAGCACUGCUAACAUAGAGACUAUCACAAUCACAAUUAUGGACAAUGAUAUGAUAUGCACAAGAAAACGCAGACACUAAAGACACGUUGGCCUUGCAUAAUCAACAGGUAACCCCGGCUCAUUGUUUUGGAUGUCAUGGAUUCAAGACCUUACUAUUACAGAGAAAAAUGUUUGGAACUUUUUAGUCCCUCUUUGUAAUCAGCUUGUAAUUGUUCCAUGUUGUACAUAGUACAUGACACAGUGAAACUGUGUAGGCUUAUGUAAAUGACUUGGAAAUACAUUAAGACUAUAUUAUAUAUAUAUAUCCUUACAGCAUUUUAACACGAUACCCAUAUGCAUCCAUAGUUGUUUCAGCCUCUCACUCUGAGACAGGCGACUUUGUUGCAUUUCCCUAAACAUCAGCAGCAACAGGUUGACUUGUAUACAUCAGUUUCUCUUCAACCUUCCUCUACAGUAUAUGGCGGCUUAUGUUUAUUGUAUUUUCUUGAUAUCUUUUUUUAUUUUUUAUUUUGGAUCUUUCUUAUCAAUGUUGGAGUAGGUCAAGUUGAACAACUGUUCAAUAAACUUAGGCAUGACUGAACAUAACUGUCCUUUUUCUCCCUUCUAUAUAUAUUUCAUCCUGUCGGAAAGCUCAGUCAAACUCAGGCAGUCUCCCCGCAGAGUUGAGUGUGCUCUGUCUAGUCGUCUAGGUCUGAUCCCUCUCCGGGUUCAUCCCUCUGGCUGAUCUGAUACAGUUCUCCAGGAAACAUUCUAUCUGAGCUGCAGGCUUCUCCCCAGUCACUACAGGAUCUCAUCACAUCAGUGGAGAGAGGAGUGUGCAGACUCCUCCAUCACAGAAGUCCUCUGCAGAGAGGAUAUAAUAUUUGGAUGUGACAGUGUAGAUAGGCCCUUGAUGUGGUGCUGCAGCAAGUCAUUUUAGUUGAUCAUGAAGGGAGUGAAGAAAGCAAAGAACUGAUAACUGGUAGUUGGUGGUGACACAUGAUCUAGCAUUCAUCUAUACACUUGGACAAGCAAGCAUGAAAACAUGCAGUAUGUUGUCAAAUUAAUGAAUGCAUUCAAAGCACACCACAAACACACACCUGUAGUGCAGGAAGUUGAAGGAGGGAAAAAAGAGAAAAAAGAAACCAUGCCUCAAACAAAAAUACUCACCACAUGGUGUGAAUUAGCAUGAAAAAAAACAAAUUUAAUAUAAUGAAUGAUUAUGCUCAUAUUUUUUCAUACUAGAGGAAAUGCCUUGACAGAGAACAAGCUGCUAUAAACUUUAUAUUCAUACUAGACAAUUUGACUAUUUUCAAACUUUGCCAUCCACGCUUUUACCAAUAAAGUAAAACCUCAACUGGCUCAACAGGAGAGUGGGCUGGCUGAAGCGGCCUCCAACAAUCACCGCCAGUCCCACAAGACCGACAGAUCUACAGUAGUCACAAGUGUUCCCCUUAAACAACACAUCCAGACUAGCAAAAGUGAAUAUGUUAGAAGAUUUACAGAAGAAAAUGAUCUACAUAUUAACUUGUCCAAAACAAAAGACAUGUAUAACAUUAAAUAAACUAAAAGGCUAAGUGGAAUAUCAAAAAGGGUUUGUUUACAAUAUUCUCUCAUAGGACCUGUGAUCUUCCUCAAAGCCUCAUUCAUUAUUCAUAAAUCAUGAACAAUGGUUUGGCCACAUGGGGAGCAUGAAUAGUCUUUAUUGCUUUGUAUGUCCCUGAAAUUCUGUACGACUUUCACAAGAAAUGUUAACGCGCUUGAUCUUUAUCUUCAAUUAAUGGGCAAAAAUGAUAAUCAUGAUAAAAAACUAAACUGUAAAAUAAUUUUCCUGAAACUCCUUAUUAGGGUUAGAGUUAGGCUACCAGUUGAACAUUUGGCCUGCAUGACAAGCCUUUGGUUGGCAUAAUGUCUGAUGUCCACAUGUGGGACCACAUGUUUUCUUUCUGUGAGAUCCAGAAGUAUAUAAAGAAAAACAACAUUUUAUCUUGAAUGUUUUUUAUAAAUAAAAUUUGGCACUUUAUAUAA
Messenger RNA from Anoplopoma fimbria (sablefish), 3655 nucleotides. Its product is annotated as metalloreductase STEAP4-like. The record is from RefSeq and is a predicted model, not a curated record. Gene Ontology annotation, molecular function: cupric reductase (NADH) activity; ferric-chelate reductase (NADPH) activity. NCBI's taxonomy places the organism in Eukaryota, Metazoa, Chordata, Actinopteri, Perciformes, Anoplopomatidae. Bases 223 to 1665 code for a protein of 480 amino acids. Gene Ontology annotation, biological process: copper ion import. Gene Ontology annotation, cellular component: plasma membrane; endosome. The transcript is spliced from 10 exons.